AUGAUGUUUUUCCGUGGUUUGAUAUGGACUCUAUUCCAAGUUUGCUGGGCGCUUGAGGGUCCUUGGAGAGUGACUGCCCCCCUUGGCGGCUCCGUGUCUGUGCUGUGCCAGUACGGAAAGGGCAAGGAAGAAUUCGUCAAAUUCUGGUGUAAGGAAGCAACUUUUAGAUUCUGUUCUAGUAACCACACCAUCUACACAACAGGAUCAGAGGCAGAAGUAAAGUGGAAUGCAAUCACCAUCAAAGACAACCAUGCAUCCCGCCUGUUCAGGGUGACCAUGGACAACCUCACACAGGGAGACACUGGGACAUAUCUCUGUGGGGUGCAGAGGACCAGGUAUGACAUCUGGCACCCUGUGGAUGUGAUCAUUACCCCAGAUGUUGCUGCUUCAGCUGAUUUCCCAAACAGCGUUUUGGAAACAGUAACAGAAGAAGAACCUAGCUUCUCUACCAUAGCCCCUGAAAGAAUCCAGCCAAACAACAUCCACUUUCUGCUCCUGCUCUCCAAAAUCCUAAUUUUCUUAGCCUUGAUGGCUGUUGUGGUUUGGGUACACAUCUGCUACAAGGAAGGCCGAAGCUGCAGUGCCAAGGAUUCCAGAGAUGCAAGAAGAGCUUUGAGGACAAUUUCUUCCUUAAACACGGAAAAGACUGAGGCAUGA
Molecule: messenger RNA, 657 nt
Organism: Euleptes europaea (tarantolino)
Lineage: Eukaryota; Metazoa; Chordata; Lepidosauria; Squamata; Sphaerodactylidae
Product: CMRF35-like molecule 5
Exons: 4
Coding region: 1-657 (218 amino acids)
Cellular component (GO): plasma membrane
Molecular function (GO): transmembrane signaling receptor activity
Source: RefSeq, a predicted model, not a curated record